Messenger RNA from Kwoniella botswanensis, 240 nucleotides. RefSeq lists its product as uncharacterized. NCBI's taxonomy places the organism in Eukaryota, Fungi, Basidiomycota, Tremellomycetes, Tremellales, Cryptococcaceae. The transcript has 3 exons. The record is from RefSeq and is a predicted model, not a curated record. The coding region runs from base 1 to 240 and encodes 79 amino acids.
AUGACCGGAGACAAGAACGAACAAGAGCAAAGCUUCAACAUCCUCCCUCACCCUGCGAAAUCCAACAACCCCGCAGAUCUCAACUCCGAGCCCGCCGAACAUGGUGGACUCCAAAGUGCAUCCUACAACGCUUACAAUGCCAAGGGUCCUCAUAUCCCAAGUCAUGAGAUUCAACAGGGAUUAGAGAAGCCCAAGUCCAGAGAAGAGUUAAAAGCCGAAGCUGAAAAACUCAACUCAUAA